Molecule: messenger RNA, 1738 nt
Organism: Lotus japonicus
Lineage: Eukaryota; Viridiplantae; Streptophyta; Magnoliopsida; Fabales; Fabaceae
Product: protein PIN-LIKES 3-like
Exons: 10
Coding region: 194-1435 (413 amino acids)
Biological process (GO): endoplasmic reticulum to cytosol auxin transport
Cellular component (GO): membrane
Source: RefSeq, a predicted model, not a curated record
GCAAAACAAAUCAUAAUGAUCCCAACUUGUUUUUUAACUUUAAAAGAGAAAGAUCAAAAUCCUUUUCAUCAUAUGGUUUAUAUACAUUUUGAUGCUUAUUUGGAAGUUGUCUCAUAUCAGGAUUACAAAGUGGUGUACAAGAGCUUAUUUCUAACUUUAUGAUAGAAACUGGAAAAAGGAAAAUAGAUACAAUAUGCACUUCUGGAACCUUGCUCUAGUUGCAUUUCAACCAGUUCUUAAAAUUUUCAUCAUUGGUGCUGUUGGAGGGUUCCUUGCAAUUGAUCGCUUUGACAUACUUGGAGAUAAUGCCAAGAAGCACCUCAAUUCUAUGGUAUAUUUUGUCUUUACUCCAGCUCUUAUUUGUAGCAGCCUGGCUCAAACUAUAACUUUUAGGAGCAUGGUUAUGCUGUGGUUCAUGCCGCUAAAUGCUCUUCUAACAUAUGUUAUUGGGAUAGCUCUUGGAUGGUUACUUAUUAGAACAACUAGAGUACCUUAUCAUCUUCAAGGCCUUGUAUUAGGGUGUUGUUCUGCAGGAAAUUUGGGCACUUUGCCUCUUAUCAUAGUCCAAGCUAUCUGUAAAGAAAGAGAAAACCCUUUUGGAGAUGAGGAUGAUUGCAUCCGUCAUGGACUAGAAUAUACUUCUAUAACAAUGGCACUAGGACACAUUUAUGCUUGGUCUAUUGUGUACAACAUUGUCCGCAUAUAUUCACCUAAGCCUAAUGUUGUCAAAGUUGAUGAAUCCGCAGUAAAUAAAGGAACUGAUCCAGAGAACCUUUCAAAAUGUUGUGCAGUGAUCACAGCUGAGGACAAAUCACAGCUUAAUGAUUACAUUGGUCAACUUAAAAUUGAACUUAAAGAGGCUAAUGGAGAAGCAAAGGUACCAGAAAAGCCAAACAUUAUGAAACAGGUGAAAACAUUAGCUGACAAGAUCAACCUGAAGGUCCUAUUUGCACCUUCAUCAUUGGGAGCGAUUGCUGGUUUGUUAAUUGGUGCAGUUCCUCAAUUUCAAAAACUACUAGUAGGUCAUAGUGCUCCUCUCGGUGUGAUUCAAGAUUCUGUAACUAUGCUAGGGGAUGCAAGCCUUCCAGCAAUGAUCUUAGUGGUUGGGGCACAUCUUCUUAAGGGUUUAGAAGGAUUUGGAAGGCAACUUCCACUUGUUGCUGGCAUUAUUGUGGUUAAAUUGCUAGCCAUACCAGCAAUAGGUGUAGCAAUUGUCAAAGGUGCAGUUCAUUUCAGAUUGAUCCACCCUGAUCCAUUGUAUCAGUUUGUUUUGCUGCUUCACUUUGCCCUUCCACCUGCAGUAUCCGUGAGUACAAUGACUCAGUUGAUAGGAGUUGGUCAGAGUGAAUGCUCAGUUAUCAUGUUAGCAACUUAUUCCUCUUCUACAGUUUUGCUUACUCUCUGGUGCACAAUCUUUAUGUGGCUUGUGCAAUAAUUAUUUUGGGACUAUAGGCUGAAGGUGUAAAAACAUUUGCACAAAUAAGAUGUGUGCAAAGCAUUAUGUUGUGCCUUCAUCUUAUAAUUUGUAACUAAAGCAAUGGGGAAAAGGUAUAAAACAGAAAGGGGAAAAAAAGAGAUCCUGCUCACACUAAUUAUUUUUUUCUUAUAAUAUCAUGUAAUAUAUAGCUGCAACCGUUGGCAAAGCAUGAACCAGAAAUAUGGAGGAACCAAAAUAAGUGUCCAACACUAAGUUGAAUGUAUAAUAUGGCAUCUUAUAUCUAAAACUUUAAAAGCAGUC